This is a messenger RNA of Lactuca virosa, 1196 nucleotides long. The record is from the annotation of a GenBank genome assembly. NCBI's taxonomy places the organism in Eukaryota, Viridiplantae, Streptophyta, Magnoliopsida, Asterales, Asteraceae.
AUGGAGCAAGGCAAGCGAAAACAGAAGCUACGAUGGGGGUUUUGGCAGUGGUGUUCGAUAGAAGAAGAACAACGAAGCUGCGGUGAUUCACGAAGAGACAGUAGUGGAUAUAACCUAAGUGGGUAUACCCUAGAACAAGAACAAAGUGUUCUUGUGUUCUUGGCUGAAAUCGAUCUGGCCCUCUAUGUUGAUGAGGCAACAUCUGAGCUUAUAAAGGCUAAUUUGGAGCAAACUCUUGAACAAUACAGACCAAUAUUGUUGUCCUCUUUGUCAUUUUCCAAGUUUACCCUCGGCACGGUGGCCCCUCAGUUUACUGGAGUUUCUAAUGUUGAAGAUGGAGGUGAAGGAAUAACUAUGGAGUUGGAAAUGAAUUGGGAUGGAAACCCUAAUAUAAUACUUGAUAUCAAGACUAGACUAGGAGUUGGGUUGCAUGUCCAGGUUAAGAAUAUUGCAUUCACUGGGGAAUUGUUGUUCUUUCUUUUGCAAACAAAGGGCAAACUUAUCUCUUCAUUUGUAUAUUUUUCUGAUGAUAAAAUAUUAGCUGCAUUAAAUACCAAGAUCAGAGUUCUCACCUUAGAUGAUGGAGAAGAACUACUUAAGUUUUCCACAGAUUUUGGUCCUGUGAAGCAUACACAUAUGUUGGAUGAUACAAACACCAUAAUUACAUAUGUAUUUGGUGACAAGAAUCUGCACAUGUGGAAAAAUGGAUCAAGUCAACAACCAUUAGCUACAAGAGACUAUGCAUCGAGGUUGGAAGGUUCGGAUGCCGGCAUAGCAUCGUUGUUGGAAUCGAUGGAAUUUUGUUUGAAGUUGUGGGGUUUGGAAGCUUGUGUUUUGGAGGACCUAGCAAAAGUUCUCAAUCUGGUGCAUAUCAGGAAGGAUCUUGUGGAAAGUGGUCACGCGUUGCUAAACCAUGCUUAUCAGAAUCAACAAUAAUACGAAAGGUAUGAUGGUGGAACUGGAAUCCGAGAUUCCGACGGAAUUGGAAUAUGUGAUUCCAUUCCGAUGCCAAAUAAACGGAGUUUAAUUCUAUCCGAAGGUGGAACCAGAAUCAGUGAUUCCGACAGAACCAAAACCUUACAGAAACUUCAAAUGAAAACCAAAAUUGCAAGAGAACCUUUGACAUUAUGGUUGGUGUAAUGGAAUGUAUUUUUGUAUAUGUAUGAUAUUUGAUUUUUCAUUAUUAGACAUUAAAU